Molecule: messenger RNA, 969 nt
Organism: Paramecium sonneborni
Lineage: Eukaryota; Ciliophora; Oligohymenophorea; Peniculida; Parameciidae
Source: the annotation of a GenBank genome assembly
AUGAGACCUCAAACAGGUAAACCAAAGUUGGCAACUAAUGAAUAUACAAAAGAGAUUGAGUUUCUAAAAUAAUAGAAGGUAAUAGCAUAUGGUGGUGAUCCAUCAAAUUUACCUUAGAUAUUUUAGAAAAAUCCUGCAUUUUUGGUAUUGGAUGAAUUACAGGCCGAAUUAUUUAAUGCAAGAUGUCAUGAUACAGGUGAAACAGUUUCAAUAGAGAGAGUAUAAAUAAAUAUUAAUUUAUAGGCAAAAAUAUUUAAAGAGGAAUUUAAUAAGAUUAAUUCUAAAAAGUUUCCUGAUGUAUUGAAUUUAUAUUCAAUGAGAUUAGGAGUUACAACUUUGAUUGCAUUAGCAAAUUAAAAACCAGGGUAAACAACAAUAAAUUUAGCAGAUAAUACAUUGGGUGAUUAUGCAGUUCAUGCUAUAAAGACUUUAUUAGGAAAUUCAUAGAUAAAGAAUUUGAAUUUAGCUUCGAAUAUGAUAAGUCAUAUAGGAUUAGGAUAGAUAAUAGAUGAUUUAUGCAAGAAUUAGACAUUGAAAUCUUUAGAUUUAGGAGUAUUGGAAGGGAGUAUAAGAAAAAAUGCAUUAGGUUUUGAAGGAGCUAAACAUAUAGCUUAGUUAUUAUUAUCAAAUAAAAAGAUUGAAACAUUAAAACUAUAGGAUAAUGUAAUAACAACAGCAGGUGGAGAAUUCAUAGGUUAAGCAUUGAAAACUAAUUAGAGCAUAAAACAUUUAAAGAUAGCAGAAAAUGAUUUAAAGAUAGCAGGAAUAGAAACAAUUUUAUUGAAUGGAUAAAAUUUGNUAAUUAGAUUAGAUGUUUAUAUAUUUUAAAUAAUAUUAAAAGUCUAUCAAAAUUAGUAAUUUUGUAUUUAAAUUUGUAAUAUAAAACAAAGAACUUAGAGAUUGAUCUUAAAGAUUGAUCUUAAUUAGAAUGAAGUCUAUAGAAUUAAAAUCUAUAUUAAGAUGAGGUGA